AUGUCAUUGGCACCUUACUACUAUAGACCACUUACGCCUCCAGAGGCUGCUGGUGCUGCCGGUCGGCACGGUCAUAUUCGGAAUGUGUCUCGAUCGUCAUCCUGUGCGGUCGACACGUCGCCCGAGUCGUUAAUUACUACUUGUAAUACAACUCCAAGUCGAUCACCAGUUCUCCGUCAGCAUGGCCCGACGUUGCUCCCCAAGAUCAGGACUCAGGACUCCUCCCUGGAGCCCCCAUUCGCUCAUCGACCACCCAUCCACCGAAGGACCUCGUCAUCCGUCAUCAACAAUUCCAAGCAUGCCCGACCGCCUAUGUAUAGGAGUGUGACUGAGCCUGUUGAGUGUACGCCGAUGAUUUCACCGGUCUCGAACGCGCCUCACUCGCGAUCGAACUCGCUCAAUCCCUCUCCUGGAUUGGCCAAGGCACAGCUCAGUGUGCCUGUCAGGACUCAUUCUCGCUCUACCUCUGCCUCCAGCAUUAACAGCGAUGUUCUGAAUCGUUUUGGCUAUCCUACUUACCGCCAAAUGCCUGUCUAUGUGUCUCAUGAUCAACAAACCCCGUCCCCAGACCUCUUCGCCACCAACUACAUGCCAUAUACCAAAGCUCCUAUGCCCGAGCCGCCAAUGAUCAACCUGGAGGGUACCUUUGACAUGCCAAUUGAUCUUGAUACCAUUUCAAGACCUUGCUCUAUGAGUCCUCCUCCCAUGCUGCCACCUAUCUCUACGAUCAGUAUGCUCAGCUACUUGACCCAGCCAACACAACCAAUCAACCUAGUUCGGCACCUCACAUUCCAGACAGGUCGUGGCCUCACAAACCACUUUUGGUGGGAUGUGCGCAACAUCCGACCCUGGAAUUCGUUUUCGCUUCAGACUAUGUCUGCUAUCCCUGAUCUUCUGACCCUACUUAACUUCGAACACGAUAAAGCUUGUCUACCACCUAUCAGUGCCAACGCAAACACUGUGACACCUGCUUCGGAAGUCGACCUUGCCAAUCUGAUCUCCAAGAUCUACUUCCCUAAGGUCAACGCUGCCACGAGACUGUCGCUUGGUAAUAACUCUGUUGCCCUUUACCCAACUCCAACCCCGACUAGCUCAGGGCUCAGUGCUAACUCCGCCAAUAUCCCCACUUUUCUUGCCAACUACCCGAGCGACAAUGAUCGCAUUCUCUCCGGACUCCCGCGAGGCCGCGUGGUCGGCUUAGUCCGGUCUUUCGACCGCUGGAACACAGGCAUGCGUCGUGAAGGCCCUGCCCGCAAGGUCGAGUACCUACGUACUCUGGCGCAUCUGCAGAAAUGCAUGCGAGACCAUAGCUGUCGGUACGGCUUCAUUAUCACAGAGAUCGAACUGGUCUGUGUCCGCGCCGGCUGCGACAACCGUGGCCAGCCGUACUUCGGCUACCUGGAAGUCGCGGAAGCAGUGGAGACCAAGACCUUUGCUUGCAAAGGGAACGCGUCCGAUGCAGAAGUUGACAUGACUGUCACUUUGGCUCUGUACUAUCUGCUUAUGCUUGCCAAAGCGACGCCUUUGCCGGGCCAACCAGGCAGCUUCAUGGAUGUUGGCGGUCCUGGAACGUUGACUAGACAAAGAGUCUGGGAUGGUGGAAAUGGCGGCAGUCUUCUUUCGGGCGAUGAGGAUGGCGAUGCUGAGGAGCUGGGGAAGGACGGCAAAGAUAAGUGGAUUCCAGAGCCGCAGAUGGGGGAAAAAAGGGAGGCGAGGACGGUUAGAGGGUGGGUGUGGCCUUGCGACCCGUGGCACAAGAGGGAAGGGGAGCGCGGUGAACGUGGUAGCGGAAGAGGGGGAAAGAGACGAUAA
Messenger RNA from Cladophialophora psammophila CBS 110553, 1812 nucleotides. RefSeq lists its product as uncharacterized. Bases 1 to 1812 code for a protein of 603 amino acids. NCBI's taxonomy places the organism in Eukaryota, Fungi, Ascomycota, Eurotiomycetes, Chaetothyriales, Herpotrichiellaceae. The record is from RefSeq and is a predicted model, not a curated record. The transcript has a single exon.